Messenger RNA from Alnus glutinosa, 1011 nucleotides. RefSeq lists its product as uncharacterized. The record is from RefSeq and is a predicted model, not a curated record. The transcript has a single exon. The coding region runs from base 1 to 1011 and encodes 336 amino acids. Lineage: Eukaryota; Viridiplantae; Streptophyta; Magnoliopsida; Fagales; Betulaceae.
AUGAUUCCAGCAUGUUUCAGCCAACCCAACACGCUCUCAAGCAGCUCUCAAGUGCCUCAUCAGAACCUCAUAACCUCCAUCUACCAAACCCACCUCUGCGACUCUCCAACAUAUCUCACCCUCACCUGGUCCAAAACCCUCUUCUCCCACUCCCUCACCAUUUCCGCAACCGACUCUUUCUCCAUCUCCAUCUCUCUCCACCCAUCAACUUUCCCCUUUUUCCGAACCCGUCCCGGCUCCAAAUCCAUCUACCCGACCCACCAUCGUUGCCAGAGAAUCAAGCUCUACUGGGACUUCACUCGGGCCGAGUUCACCCACAACUCCGCCGACCCCGACUCGUGCUUCUACGUCGCCAUCUCGUGCAAUGGCAAGCUCGAAUUCUUUCUCGGUGAUCUUUUCGAUGAGUUGACUCGGCGGUACUCCGGGUUGGUUAUGGCUCGCCGAGUUGGCGAGCCAACUCUGUUGUCAAGGCGAGAGCACGUGUUUGGACGCAGGAAUUAUGUAUCCCGGGCUCAGUUCUUGGGAACCAAACACGAGAUUGGGAUCGAGUGUAGUGGGGGAGUGCUCAAAGUAAAAGUGGAUGGAGAAAUACGGCUCGUCGUAAAAAGGCUUGCAUGGAAAUUUAGAGGGAAUGAGAAAAUUUACGUCGGUGGCAUUGAGGUGGAAUUCUUUUGGGAUGUGUUUAAUUGGGUCAAUCAUAAUCAUAGCAAUAAUAGUGGGACUAACGGAAAUGGGCAUGGUGUGUUUGUUUUUCAAGUUGGUGAUGGUGGGGUGUGGCCAGAAAUGGUAGGCCCGGAGAAGAGGUUGAUGAGGAAGAGCUUGUCGUUCUCGUCCGGGUCCGGUGCCAUGCCGUCAAUGAUAUCGUCGUCGCCGUCAACGCCGUCGUGCUCGAGUGUGCUGCAGUGGGCAGAGGAGAGCAGUGAUGGGGGGAGGAGUUCAUGUUCAUCAACUAGGUCGUGUGGGAGUAAUGGGGGGUUCUCGUUGUUGUUGUAUGCUUGGAGGAGGGAUUAA